Alternaria metachromatica is the source of this 891-nucleotide messenger RNA. It is a transcript of the gene PRE2, whose product is annotated as Proteasome subunit beta type-5. Lineage: Eukaryota; Fungi; Ascomycota; Dothideomycetes; Pleosporales; Pleosporaceae. Gene Ontology annotation, cellular component: proteasome core complex. Bases 1 to 891 code for a protein of 296 amino acids. Gene Ontology annotation, molecular function: threonine-type endopeptidase activity. The transcript has 4 exons. The record is from RefSeq and is a predicted model, not a curated record.
AUGGAUUCAUUAGUAUCGCAGUACAGCCGACCGGCGUAUACAGAGGAAGGCCCGUCCGAGGAGGAGCAGCUGCAGCUCUACAGCGGCACCCCAGAGCUGUCUCUCAAGUUUGCCCUACCACCAGUAGCUCAGGUGCGCUAUUCCUUCACUAUGGCCUAUGAGGAGUGGAAUUCAGCAUCAUGGCUCCGCGCAAUGACGGACGACUACUCCAACCCAAACUGCCCCAUCAAGAUCGCCCACGGAACCACAACCCUCGCCUUCCGCUUCAAGGGCGGCAUCAUCGUAGCCACCGAUUCGCGUGCGACGGCUGGAAACUGGAUAGCCAGUCAGACGGUCAAGAAGGUCAUUGAGAUCAACAACUGCUUGUUGGGAACCAUGGCUGGUGGCGCUGCUGACUGCCAAUACUGGCUCGCAUACCUCGGAAUGCAAUGCCGCCUCCACGAGCUCCGCCACAAGCGCCGUAUCUCCGUCGCCGCAGCCUCCAAGAUCCUCGCCAACCUCGUCUACUCAUACAAGGGUAUGGGUCUGAGUAUGGGAACAAUGUGCGCAGGCGUAACCCCGCAAGAAGGCCCCGCCCUCUACUACAUCGACAGCGACGGCACGCGCCUCGCCGGCAACCUCUUCUGUGUCGGUUCCGGACAGACCUUCGCCUACGGUGUGCUCGACGCACAGUACAAGUACGAAUUGGAAGACGACGAGGCGCUCGAGCUGGGCAGGAGGAGUAUUCUCGCUGCUACCCAUCGCGACGCGUACUCUGGUGGUUUCAUCAACUUGUACCAUGUCAAGGAGGACGGCUGGGUCAAGCACGGCUUCAACGAUACGAAUCCGAUUUUCUGGGAGACGAAGCUUAAGAAGGGCGAGUUCUCGAAUGUGACUAGUGCGUUGGAGUAG